Molecule: messenger RNA, 3988 nt
Organism: Boeremia exigua
Lineage: Eukaryota; Fungi; Ascomycota; Dothideomycetes; Pleosporales; Didymellaceae
Product: SNF2 family N-terminal domain-containing protein
Exons: 1
Coding region: 347-3886 (1179 amino acids)
Cellular component (GO): nucleus
Molecular function (GO): DNA binding; ATP binding; chromatin binding
Source: RefSeq, a predicted model, not a curated record
CUUGACGCAACGGCAGCUUUCAGCGCUAGCCGUGCGACGCUCGACGCUAGCAUCGAGCGCUAGUACCGAACGGCAUCACUUAACGCGCUCUGCCGAAAAGCGCGUCUGGGGUCGGGCACGAGAACUCGGUUGACUUUUUGGUUCCUAAGGCUCGCUGUGUCGUUUUCCAUACUGUUGGACUGUGGUUGCUGCAUGGCUUAUACGUCUGCCGCUUUGUCCGCCCUUUCACGACCCUGUUGUUAAUCGCCGUCUCUUUAUUCCUGCGCCUGUCGUUGCGGCGGCGAACCUCGUCAACUUCACCUCUCGAUCUCACCCUCUCGACUUCACAACCCGCCUCGACGCGACCAUGUACCCCGAGGAUCCCAUAAUGUCGUCGUCGCCUCCGCCCGCCGCGAAUCGUACGCGCUCAAGCAGCCCAGACAAACAGACCUACGUCACCCAGCCUACCCAGCCCUUGCCCGCGCGCUCGCCGUACUUCGCCUCCGACGUGACGCAGCCCACGCAGCUGCUCACCCCGAAAGCGCACCGCACGCUGCCCAUCGAGCUCGGCACGUCCCCCGCACUGCAGGUCCCCCGCUCCUCGCCCGGGCUCGAGCGCUUCUCGUCGCCCGCCCACGAGCAGUCGCAGCCGCAGUACGCCCCGCGCCCGCACGGCUUCAACCCCAUGGCGCCGCCGGGCACGGGCUUCUACCCGCCCCAGGCCGUCCGCAAGCCUGUGUUCGACCUCACCUCGGACGACGCGCCCGUCGAGCGCGACCCGGACGAGGACGAGACGUCGUUCCGCUCCAACAUCCCGCUCAGCAAGGUCGAGAUGGGAACCCGUGCGCUGCGCGUCGAGGAGACCCCGCCCAAGCCGGCCAGCUGGGAUCUCUCGGGCUAUGCGUACACGGUCGUACAGCAGGCGUCGCGGAAGCGCGGCGGUGAGUUCAGUCAGAGUCCGCCGUCGAAGAAGGCCAAGCCGUUGCCGCGUCAGGGCGGGCCGAGUCGCGCGAUGCCUGUGGCUGAAGAGAGGGAAAUGGCAUUGAGUGACAUCCACGACUUUGAUCUGAGGCGGAAGACUACGAGGCUGCAGGUCAUUUUCGGGAGCAAGCCAAUCAGUGUGCUUUACGAAGCACUUGUCCGUAAGAAGGGCCACUUUGAAGACGCUUCUUCGUAUCUCUUGGAGCAAGAUUCGGACGAUGAGCUGCUCAAGUCGCCGCAGAUUGGCGUCGCUCAGCGUAGCGCCAGCACCGCAGAGCCCAAGAAGACGGCGCAGCGGAAGCUGAAUGCGCCCGUCAAGUCGCUGAUGGACAAGUACUCGAAGCAGGCACCCACGUACAACACGCCGAGCGCAACGGCGAGCCCUACAACUACAGACGCUGAGCAGCCGAAGAAGCGCAGGCUUAUACGUGGGCGGCGCAAUUUUCAGCCCGAGAGUGACGACGAGCCUAUGACACCACCGCGGCCACAGACCAAGGUCUCAAAACCCCCAGCGCAGGCGCCAAUCGUGGUGUCUGAUGACGAGGAUGAGGGGAUCAUUGCCAUCUCUGACAACGACUCGGACGCCGGUGUGGCAUCGGAGAAGGAGCACACGUUCAGCGAGGACAAGCUGCUGGAUUUCUUCAACGAGUGCUCGGUGGAGGCCAUGAUCGAUUUGUCUAAUCACAAAGAGGAGGAUAUUGCCGAGCUGCUGAAACAGCGGCCUUUCAAGUCCCUCGACGCAGUCCGGAAGGUCCACGUCGACGCGAAGGCGAAAGAAGAGCAGGAGAAGGGCAAGAAAAAGGCACGCAAACCCAGGAUCACGUCUGGUGCCCGGCUCGUUGAGUCUGCCGAGGAGAUGUGGGACGCCUACUCGACCAUCGACUCGGUCGUCAAGCAGUGCGAGGGUCUUGGAAAGCCGAUGGUGGCCGGCAUGGCUCGCUGGGGGAUUAACAUCUUCGGCGCCUCGACGGAUGGCGAAGUUGAUGCGGUUGCGCUGGACGACAGCAGUGACACCAGCUCGACCCGCGACUCGGGGUAUCACACACCGAAGAGUGGUCACGGCAGCGACAAUGAGACCGAUCUCCGCAAAACGAGCAGCAAGCUUAAGCUCCUGAAGCAGCCGGCCAUCAUGAACAAGGAUGUUGAGCUGAAGGACUACCAGGUUGUUGGCUUGAAUUGGCUCAAUCUGCUCUGGCAGAAUGGCAUCUCCGGAAUUCUAGCCGAUGACAUGGGCUUGGGCAAGACGUGUCAAGUCAUCGCAUUUCUAUCGCACCUCAAAGAGCAGGGAGAAGGGCGGCCGACGCUUAUCGUUGUUCCUGGAUCGACCCUUGAGAACUGGUGUCGUGAGUUCGAGCGCUUCUCGAGCAAAGUCAACUUCACACCGUACUACGGAUCGCAAGCCGAGCGAUUCGAAUCGCAAGACACCAUCCGCGAUAACAUCGAGACGGGCAACUGCGACGUCAUAAUCACGACCUACGACCUGGCAUACAGGAAGGAGGACAACGCGUUCUUGCGCAGGUGCAAGCCCCAGAUCUGCAUCUUCGACGAGGGCCACGUUUUGAAGAAUGCAAAUACGGCGCGAUACAAGAGCUUGAUGCGCAUCACGCCCAAGUGCAGGAUCCUCCUGACGGGCACGCCGCUGCAGAACAGUCUGCAGGAGCUCAUGUCUAUUCUGGGCUUCCUCAUGCCAGAUGUCUUCUAUGACAAGCAGGACGACAGCGUGCAGGAGAUGCUGCAGAUCUUGUUCAAGCACAAGGCGAAGGUCACCGAGAGUACCUCCCACAGCACGCUGCUCUCGGCACAGCGCGUACAGCGCGCUCGGACUAUGCUGACGCCCUUUAUCCUCCGCCGCAAGAAGGCGCAGGUGCUGAAGCAUCUUCCAAAGAAAACGUGCCGUGUCGAGUACUGUGAGCUCACCGACACACAGAAGACGCUGUAUAACGAACAGUUGCAGAAGCAGCGCAAGAUCCUUCUUGAUCGCGCUGCCGGCCUCCUCGUUAAAGAUCACGCCAACGUCAUGAUGAAGCUGAGGCAAGCUGCCAUCCACCCCCUGCUCUUCCGCCACCGCUACACUGACGACAAGAUCCGGAAGAUGUCCAAGGCCUGUCUGCGCGAGGAGACGUUCGCCGAGAGCAACCCCGACAUCAUCUACGAAGAACUACAGCUGUACCAGGACUAUCAAUGCCACCACCUCGCCCUCAAAUACCCGCGCGCGCUCAAGAAAUUCGAGCUGAAAGACCGCGAAUGGAUGGACAGCGGCAAAGUCCAAACCCUCCUCAAACUCAUCAAACAAUACCAAGCCAACGGCGACCGCGCCCUGGUCUUCUCGCAGUUCACCAGCGUCAUGGACAUCCUCGGCUGGGUCUUCGACGACGCCGACAUCCCCUUCAUGCGCAUGGACGGCAGCACGCCCAUCGCCGAGCGCCAGGGCCUGCUCGACGUGUUCCACGGCGACGCCGGCAUCCCCGUGUUCAUGCUCAGCACCAAGUCGGGCGGCGCGGGCAUCAACCUCGCGUGCGCCAACAAGGUCGUCGUCUUCGACGGCUCGUUCAACCCGCAGGACGACGUGCAGGCCGAGAACCGCGCGCACCGCGUCGGCCAGACGCGCGAGGUCGAGGUCGUGCGCCUCGUCACCGCGGGCACCGUCGAGGAGCAGAUCUACGCGCUCGGCGUGAGCAAGCUCGAACUCGACAAGAUGGUGCAGGGCGAGGAGGCCGAGGACGCGCCGCCCAAGGGCCGCAAGAAGGGCGCCGUUGCGACGGGGAGUGGCACCGCGACGCCCGCGCUUACCAAGGCCGAUCAGGCGGGCAUCAGCGCCGUCGAGGCUAUGCUGCUGCAGCAGAUGGUCGACCAGGGCGAGAAGGUUGAUGUCAAGGACGCGUUCCGGAUGGGGCUGGAGAGCGCGGGGCUGGACGUGGGCGCCUAGGUGACGGCACAGCGACGCUGAUUUUCUGUUGGUGUUCUUUGGCCGUUGGUGCGACUUGGCCGUUGGUGCGACUUGGCCGUUGGUGCGACUUGGCCGUUGGUG